AUGGCAGAGUGUCUUCCCUCUUUAUCGGAUCUGAGGGCAGAACGUACCCUCGCAGAAAUCAACCAGGAGCUUCAGUUGCAGCUGGAAAAGUACAAGCAGGACUUCAGAGACCUCACAGAGAAAUUCCUCAUAUCCCAAGCGACUGCUUACUCCCUGGCCAACCAUCUGCAGAAAUACAAGUGUGAAGCAUGUAAGGGCAUCGUUGAAUCCGUGCUGGGGGAGAAGCUGCCGGGUGAGGCGCGGAGGCCAGCAGAGAAGCUGGCAGAGAAGCCAACGCUUGACGAAAGGUUGAGAACAUGUGACAUCCUAAUUCGAAGUCAGGCACGAGAGCUGACCCAGCUACGGCAGACACUACAGAACGGGAAAGAUGACUCUGCCCUGCUCAAGCAGCACCUCAAGGACCUCCUCACCCACAGUGACCUGGACAAGCACCAGAGACAGGGCUUCCGAGAGAGCCUGUCUGAGGGAUACCGCUUGGCAGAGCGCCUUGCCUGCAAGCUCAGCCCAGAAAUCCCUAACAGUCUCUCAUCUACCUCUUUGACUUUAACAACUGUCUGUUCUGUCUCACCUAGGAUGUGUGACACCCUAAUUCGAAGUCAGGCAAGAGAGCUGACCCAGUUACAGCAGACACUACGGGACGGGAAAGAUGACCCUGUCCUGCUCAGUCAGCACCUCGAGGACCUCCUCACCCACAAUGACCUGGAUAGCCACCAGGGGCAGGGCUUCCGAGAGAGCCUGUUUGAGGGACACUGGCUGGCAGAGCGCCUUGCCUGCAAGCUCAGCCCAGAGUGUCUUCCCUCUUUAUUGGAUCUGAGGGCAGAACGUACCCUCGCAGAAAUCAACCAGGAGCUUCGGUUGCAGCUGGAAAAGUACAAGCAGGACUUCAGAGACCUCACAGAGAAAUUCCUCAUAUCCCAAGCGACUGCUUACUCCCUGGCCAACCAUCUGCAGAAAUACAAGUGUGACGCAUGUAAGGACAUCGUUGAAUCCGUGCUGGGGGAGAAGCUGCCGGGUGAGGCGCGGAGGCCAGCAGAGAAGCUGGCAGAGAAGCCAACGCUUGACGAAAGGUUGAGAACAUGUGACAUCCUAAUUCGAAGUCAGGCACGAGAGCUGACCCAGCUACGGCAGACACUACAGAACGGGAAAGAUGACUCUGCCCUGCUCAAGCAGCACCUCAAGGACCUCCUCACCCACAGUGACCUGGACAAGCACCAGAGACAGGGCUUCCGAGAGAGCCUGUCUGAGGGAUACCGCUUGGCAGAGCGCCUUGCCUGCAAGCUCAGCCCAGAAAUCGAUGAAGAUGAAGAUGACGAACAAGCACAAGAAACACCAACCCCCAGCAUGGAGCUGCAGGAGGUUGAAAAGAAGGAAGUGCAUGAAGAAUCCAAGGAUGAAUGUGUUUUGAUGCCUUCAAUUCUCCAAGGAAUUUCUGAUAAGCACCAGCCUUACAGGGAUGACAAAUUUAACUCUAAUGAACUGGAAGUAGACGUUGAUCUGGAUGGACCAUGUGGUUGCGGUCAUGCUAAAGAUGAAAUUCCAACCAAUAUCUCAGCUUCCACUCCCCAGGAAGGCUUUGCCUGCAACCAGCCUUAUAAUGAUGGGAAAGUUGCAUUUGAUGAAGAGAAUGUGAAGUCUGCCGUGGAUGGAACCUGUCGUUGCUCUCAUGCUGAAGAGGAUGAAAUUCCAACUGGUCUCACAGAAAAGCAGAAUGAUCAUGAUGACCGGAAAGGACCAGAGGUGGUUGCCCCGAGGUACAGCAGACAGAUGCCACAGAUGGGAGAAUAUGGUGUCCCGCAGAACUCUCUGGAUGACUAUUAUCUGACUUACUCGGGUCUUCCUAGCCUGUCAGACUCCUUCUGGCCUUAUAGGAGCACAGCCAUCUUCUCACCUGAGGACCUGGAUGUCUCCUAUGCUCGGGAUGUAACCGGUGAGUUGACUCAUCCCUCUUGUUUCACCAUCUGCUCUCCCAACCCCACAAAUCUCAGUAUGGAGCAGCUGGUGGUAGAAGAGAAUGAAAUCCAGCCGGACUCACUGGAUGAAUGUUAUCUGGCUUCUUCUAUUGGCCAUCAUCUGGAAGGCUCCUGUCAUUCUUCUAGGAGUGUCUCCUUCCCAACAGAGAAGAGAGAAAUUUUCUUGGCUCUAGAUGUAAACGGUGACACCUGCGAGGACUCUCAGCAGGAACCUGUGAGUUUCCCAGCGUCAGAGCUGCCAACUUCACAGGCACAGCUUCAGAAAAGCACCCACGUGACCGAGUGUCUGCAGUGGCAGCUGGACCAGCAUCUUGACUGCGGUGACAGCAAACCCAUUCUUGGUCUUUGUUCCACCAACAGGGCCUUUACCACCAACCCUGAUUCUGGAAACCAAGGACCACUCUUUCUCAAGCUGGAUGCUUCCAUCAGAAUGAAGAACCCUCCCAAGCUGGAAGGUGAGGGCUCCACAGCAAGCACACAUGAGCAGCCAGUCUGUAAGAAGAUUAAAGGCUUAAGUGGCCUGAAACAGAAGAUUCUCAGUAGAAAAGUGCUGUUUGGCAAGUGGAGACUAGCGUUCAGAUUCCCUGGCCUUCAGGCUUAG
Messenger RNA from Rangifer tarandus platyrhynchus (Svalbard reindeer), 2571 nucleotides. Lineage: Eukaryota; Metazoa; Chordata; Mammalia; Artiodactyla; Cervidae. The record is from the annotation of a GenBank genome assembly.